Messenger RNA from Saccharomyces paradoxus, 1305 nucleotides. RefSeq names its product origin recognition complex subunit 6 (gene ORC6). The record is from RefSeq and is a predicted model, not a curated record. Bases 1 to 1305 code for a protein of 434 amino acids. Gene Ontology annotation, molecular function: DNA binding. The transcript has a single exon. NCBI's taxonomy places the organism in Eukaryota, Fungi, Ascomycota, Saccharomycetes, Saccharomycetales, Saccharomycetaceae. Gene Ontology annotation, biological process: DNA replication. Gene Ontology annotation, cellular component: nuclear origin of replication recognition complex.
AUGUCCAUGCAACAAGUUCAACAUUGUGUUGCAGAAGUGCUUCGAUUAGAUCCACAAGAAAAACCGGAUUGGUCGAGCGGAUAUUUAAAGAAGUUGACUAAUGCAACAUCGAUCUUAUACAAUACUUCACUGAAUAAGGUGAUGCUAAAACAAGAUGAAGAGGUUGCCAGAUGCCACAUAUGUGCAUACAUAGCAUCGCAAAAGAUGAAUGAAAAACAUAUGCCCGACCUUUGCUAUUAUAUAGACAGUAUUCCACUGGAGCCGAAAAAGGCCAAGCAUUUAAUGAACCUCUUCAGACAAAGCUUAUCUAAUUCUUCACCUAUGAAACAAUUUGCUUGGACACCGAGUCCCAAAAAGAAUAAGCGGAGUCCGGUGAAGAACGGUGACAGGUUUACUUCUUCCGACCCUAAAGAGUUGAGGAAACAACUGUUUGGUACACCAACUAAAGUUAGGCAAAGUCAAAAUAAUGAUUCGUUCGUAAUACCAGAACUACCGCCUAUGCAAACCAACGAAUCACCGCCUAUUACAAGGAGAAAGUUAGCAUUUGAAGAGGAGGAUGAUGAUGAGGAGGAACCAGAAAACAGCAAUUUAUCUCUGAAAAAUCAUAGUAAUAAAAGCAUUACCGGAAACAGGGAUGUAGAGAUUGAGGAGCAUGAAAACCAUGAAAGCGAUCCUGCAAGUGAGGAGGAACUGUCAGAUGUUCAAGGAAGCAAGAAAAGGAAAACCAAACAAAAUAAGGUAGUUGGAAAACCGCAAUCAGAAUUGAAGACGACAAAAGCCCUGAGGAAAAGAGGUAGAAUGCCUAAUUCGUUGUUAGUAAAAAAAUAUUGCAAAAUGACUACUGAAGAAAUAAUACGACUAUGCAACGAUUUUGAAUUACCAAGAGAGGUAGCAUAUAAAAUUGUGGAUGAGUACAAUAUAAACGCGUCAAGAUUGGUUUGCCCAUGGCAAUUAGUGUGUGGGUUAGUAUUGAAUUGUACAUUCAUUGUGUUCAAUGAAAGAAGACGCAAGGAUCCACGCAUUGAUCACUUUAUAAUCAGUAAGAUGUGCAGUCUGAUGUUGACGUCAAAAGUAGAUGAUGUCAUUGAAUGUGUCAAGCUAGUGAAAGAAUUAAUUAUUGGUGAAAAAUGGUUUAGAGAUUUGCAAAUUAGGUAUGAUGAUUUUGAUGGCAUCAAAUAUAAUGAAAUCAUUUUUAGGAAACUAGGGUCGAUGUUGCAAACCACCAAUAUCUUGGUCACAGACGACCAGUACAAUAUUUGGAAAAAAAGAAUCGAGUUGGAUUUGGCAUUAACAGAACCUCUAUAA